This is a messenger RNA of Magallana angulata, 3381 nucleotides long. RefSeq names its product polypyrimidine tract-binding protein 1-like. Bases 133 to 1197 code for a protein of 354 amino acids. The transcript has 11 exons. Gene Ontology annotation, cellular component: nucleus. NCBI's taxonomy places the organism in Eukaryota, Metazoa, Mollusca, Bivalvia, Ostreida, Ostreidae. The record is from RefSeq and is a predicted model, not a curated record. Gene Ontology annotation, molecular function: mRNA binding. Gene Ontology annotation, biological process: regulation of RNA splicing.
CGAUUUUGGUUUUCAUUUUACCGUUCGAUUUUUAGUUCCUGCAAAAAGUUGCACGAAACGUUUUCUUCUCAAUCGGAACACGCCAAAAACAUUUUGCUGAUAAAUUAAAGGCUUUGCAUAUGUUCAGACAGAAUGGUGCUUUGUCCAGGAUUUCAGAAAAACGGCCGGCCAUGUACUAAUAUUUUGGAACAAAAAAAUAAAUUCUGCAAGCUGUGUGGAUGGAAAAUAGAUCCUGAAAUCUUCUCAAAAGAAGCCAUCUCUUGUCCAAACAUUGUGCUGAGCAGUGAAGAGAAAUGUGGAACUUGGAUCGAACGAGAUCAGAUGUUCUGUGAUCAGUGUGGAUGGGAAGUCAACCAUGACUUUUUUCCUUCUCGUAAUGGUACAGGCACUGUAAGCCCAGAGUGUUCCUCAGGUCUCCAAGCUCAGAUAAAGAAACUGUCCUUUAAGCAAGAGACCAAAUUACACCAGAACUCUUUUCUGGACUCACUUGUUACUCCAGGUGAUACAGAUGAAGAUGAUCUCAUGACUUUCCAAAAGUCAGCCAGUAUUUCACCUCACAGUGCUUCCUCAGCAUCUUCCCUCCCAGAAAGUAGGAGGGAGGCAAAAGGACGGAUCCUCUUCAUACACAACCUUAAUGAAGAAAGUAUCACCACAGAGAAACUUUUCAAUCUCUUCAGCUUGUAUGGAAGAGUGGAUAUUAUUAAGCUGUUUUUCAAGAAGAAAAACUCUGGCCUGGUCCAGAUGGAUACAGAGGAACAUGCUGCUAGUGCCUUGGGACAUUUGGAUAGGGUGGUUGUGCAGAACAAGACUUUGCAUAUUCAAUAUUCUAGAGUCAAGUCAAUCAACACUGAUGAAAAUUUCAAAAUGACAGCCGACUACAGAAAAAGUAAGCUACACAGAGGAGGGGUCACUUUCAACUAUGUGAUGACGGCCUGCGCUCCAUCUGCUGUCAUUCAUAUGUCCCACCUGCCAGAAAGCAUCAAAAGAGAAGACAUCAUCGAUGUAUUCUCAGAAUAUGGAAAUGUGUUGGAACUGAAAAUUUUCAAAUCCAGAGGAUGUCAAGGAGCACUGCUCAAGUUCGCUUCUGUGGAGCAGGCUGUUACUGCUAUAAUGGAAAUGCAUAACUUCAAGUUUCCAGACAACACUCGACUGAUGGUUUCGUUUUCGCACCACAAAUGCCUGAUCACAGAGGGUUAAUGAAUCUAGUAUGUUCUGAUUAUCUCCAACUCAUCUUUAAAUGUGAAAAGAAAGGGAGGUAUCCAAAAAGCCAUUGAAUUGUAUUUUAAUAAAAAGAAAAAACGAAUUUUUGAAAUUUUUGAGGCUUGGGAUUUUUUUUGUCAAUUGAUUGUGGAUGCACAAGCAAAAUGUUUAACCAGUUGAGUACUGUAGAUUAUGCCACGAGAAGAUUUUGUACAAAUUAAGAAAGGCCAGUCCAUUGUUUGAUACUAUUUCAUGAUAUUGCUAGAUGUACAUAGAAUUAUAUUCUAUAUGUUAUGUCAUAGGUUGUUAGCUUUCUGUCUUUUUGCAAUAAUCCAAUGUACAUGAUCAUUGUUCAUGUACCUGUAUUAGUUAGAAUACAUAAAGGCAUUAUAGAUUUAAAUGUACAAAAUAACAUGUACAUUGGUUUAUGGGUUUUUUUCACGUGUACAAUUUUUGUAAUUUUUGUUCAAUAUAUACAUGUGCAUGUUAUAGUUUUCAAUGGGAGGUAAAAAGUAUGAUAACGGCUGUAGCUAUAUUAUUCAACAUCAGUUUAUGGAUAGUCAUAAAGAGAUUGGGUAUUUCCAUAACUAGAAGACAUAAUUCAUAAUCUUUGCCCAGUAAUGCAAAUUUUUUUUCAAUUUUUCAACCAAAAGGCCACAUGUGUUCGUUUUCAUAGAUAGCCCAUACAGGUUAGAUAGAAUUUACAAAUUUUUAAGUGCCAUAUCCUGCCUGUUAUCAAAGUUUCAAAAUCAAUAAUCCAUUGUUGGUUUUUUUUAUACAUGUAUAUAGUGUUCUCAUAUUAGAAAGACUACGGGUACAAUGUGUUCAAAAUAUUUCAAGUCUGUUUUCUAGGAUGUUUUCAUCUUCUGUCAGCUCCAUAUUUCUUCAGUUUAUUUUUACAAAUCAGAUUUCUUGAUCUGCUCGCAUAUAUUGCCACUGUAGCAAUCCACAUAAGCGGAUCAACGAAUCUGAUUUUACUGAUAUUGAUAUUUCUCAAUACAUGUGUCAUUUACUUGUGUGUCAUCAACUUUUUUUCAUCUACAAUCUUGUGCUCUGUUUCUCAAGACUCCAUCCCAAAUAAUUGUGUUAUCCCCUGUCUCAGUGCCAUCAACUUUUAACUGUUCAACUGUAACUGUUCAACGUCUUCUGUGUCCCUUUGGUUCCAGAUCGUGUCUAUCUCUCUGUCUUUGUCUCUCAUUCUCUCUUGUUUCUCUCUUGAUUUCAGUUUCUAUCUUAGAUUCUCUAAAAUACCUUAGUUUCUUUUCCAGCUUCAUAUGCUGAAAACUACCUCAGAGAUCUUUUGAAAAAAGUAUGUAAGCAAUGCCAAUCUUGCGUUUCCAGCUUAGUAUAUCAGACAUGUGCAGUCUACUUCCUGAAGUGUGUAAGGACUCAAAAGUCAUGAAAGCAAUUGCACUUAUUUUCUCUCCAAGAUUCUUUUUAAGAAUUUGUCACUUUCAAGUUUUCUUUCAUUGUUUUUCUGGUGUCUUUUUUAACCAUUGACAUUGAUACGCCACAUGGUUUCAAGACUCAUCAUUUCUUUCCUUCUUAUUCCUGAACAUUCUUGAAUUUUCUGUCAUAAGAUUCUCCUUUCCGUUUACUCUUUGUGAAUUCCCUCUUUCCUUAAAAUGCUCUGAUCUCUUGUCUCAACAGUUCUAAAGUAUUUUCUCUUUUAUUCUGAGCAGCUUCCAUGUUUCUGAUUUAAGUCCACCCAGAGUUGUCUUCCUUCAAACUACAUUAGGCUGUUACUCCCUAAUCCCCUUAGUGUCCAGAUCAAUAGUAUUUGUAUGCAUAUCAUUUUAUUUAGAAUUUCACAAACAUGUGCAAGUUAUUUUAUAAUGAACUAAAUAAGUUGUUUCGAUGUUUCAAUGUUUUUUAUUACCGUAAUUUUUUUUUUUUUAUACAGGGUCUGUAUCUUUAUAUUUCUGUUGUAUUAAACUUUUUUGUCAUAUGAUACCUGAAUUGUGACUUAGUUUGUUUGAGAUGAACAAAAAGGCAAAUGCCAAAGAUAUGGCAUUUGUAAUAUAAACUUUUUUUUUUACUUUAAUUGUAUUCAGAUAGCUAGUUGUUCACAAAUAAAGUUGUUAAAUUUCAAUGAAUGUGUUUGAUUUGGGUUGUGAUUGUCCUAUAUGACAUCAUGCAUUUAUUUAAAAGAAGAUGUAAUUAUAAUCUGGGUGAUUAUGU